AAUCGGGAGGCGGGCAAGGCCACCGCGAUGCCGGUAACAAGAGGGCGCGCCGCGGCGGCGGCGGUGGUGGUGGUGGAGGAAGAGAGCGACGCGCCGAUUGACAUCUCCUCUGAUUCCGAUGCCGAAUCGGCAGAAUCCUCGGGGUCGGAGGAGGAGGACGAGGAGGAGGCGGCCACCAGCGACGAAGACUACAUCGACAUCAGCGACAGCGGCGAAAGCUACGUCAACGUCAGCGACAGCGACGACGGCGACGACGAGGGGAGCUGCGACGGGGACGAGGGGGAAGCGGAGGCGGGCCAACCCGGCGCGGACCGGAGCGAGGAUGCGUCCACAAAAAUCGCCGAUCUCCUCCGCCGAGGGAGAAAUCUGGAUAGGAUUAAGCUGGUGGAGUGCAAAGCAUAUUUAAAGAAGAAUGGUCUUAGCCAAGUCGGGGACAUGACAACUUGUGUAGAAAGAAUAAUGCUGCAUUGGAGGUUCAAAACGGAGGAUCCAGAGAAAAUUUAUCCUCGGUCAUCCUUUAGUAUUAACUGUAAAGGUGAUGUCUGUAGAGGCGAUGCCGUUUUAUUCAAACAAAAGGUUCAUGAGAAGAGUGGAAAAAGACACUCAAAAUGUAUUGGGAAGCGAAUAGUAGCUGGUAAAGUUAUUAAGGAAAGUUAUGGUAAAGAGAAACAACAACACACCUUUACUAUUCAAGUGUUCUGGAGCAAAGGAGUUGGUAAAUUACCACCUUUGAAUCUGCUACUUGUCAAAGGGCGCAAUUUAUACAGAAUGAUGACCUUCCGCCAGUCUUGGACGAAUGAAGAGGAUAGAUCGAAGGCUCUAGAAGAAAAGCACGGCAGAGGAGAUGCUGCAAGACGUGUUCGUGCUUUGAAUAGACCUAAUUCUGGAGGUCACGUUCUCAAGGGCAAGAUAUCAAAGGAAAAAGAAAAACAUAUGUCUCAACUUGGACGGCCUGAUGGUGGAUCCAGGAGAACUAAAGGCAAAAAACGCACUAUGCAAUCCUGCAAUUCUGAUCUUCCAACCAAAAAAUCUCGAAAAGAAGAGCACCAAGUUUCUUCUGCAACAGUCUGCAACUGUCUGAAUAGCACAGAAGUUAGGGUGAGUAAAAGAAAAGCUGGUUCUAAGCAAAAGAACACUGUUGGUAACAACCAUGCUCAGUUUGAAGGAAGGUGCUUCGGUUCAGCUUCUCAUUCGCAGACACAUCCUGGAAAUCCAGUUGGAAUAAAUCAGCCUUUAUUUGAGAGGCCCCAGCGGCCACCUCCACCACGUGAAGUUGGCAAUGCCUGGCAACCUCGUAUGGACGGCAGAUCAAUAGCAUGCCCAAACCCUUCAAUGGCUUUCGAACAUCCAAAUGCAGCACCGACUGGCUGGCGUCCACCUCCAAGCAAUCAACCUGGAAUGGUGUUUCCACCGUUCAACAUGUCACGAACUAUGUACCAAUCUCAUUCAGAUAGAGCAUAUGUGACGCCGCAAUACAAAUAUUCUCGUGGUAGUAAUAGGUUUCCUCGAUAGGGUGGUUUGGCAGAUGUCAGUUGCAUUUUCAAGACUUAAUUAGCGGUCACCGGUCUGAAAUGUGGAAUCCUGUUCUGGCUUGCUCAAAGCCAUUCAA
This is a messenger RNA of Lolium rigidum, 1609 nucleotides long. Its product is annotated as zinc finger CCCH domain-containing protein 62-like. The record is from RefSeq and is a predicted model, not a curated record. Lineage: Eukaryota; Viridiplantae; Streptophyta; Magnoliopsida; Poales; Poaceae. The transcript has 8 exons. The coding region runs from base 28 to 1512 and encodes 494 amino acids.